Molecule: messenger RNA, 5078 nt
Organism: Gryllus bimaculatus (two-spotted cricket)
Lineage: Eukaryota; Metazoa; Arthropoda; Insecta; Orthoptera; Gryllidae
Source: the annotation of a GenBank genome assembly
GUAGUUUACAAUAGACCUCAAAAGAAAAUCUUUGAAUAUAUGUAGUGGGUGACGUUCAAAUAUGACUUCAUUACCGUUUCUAUUGUGAUAUAACGAACUAAAUAUAUUUUCCUUUCGUAUUUUACUUGAUUUCGAAUUGCUAUGGAACAAAUUCAUGACUUUGGUGGUGUCUUACUGUCAAUGCCGAACAUCCGGUUAGUGACAGCUAAGUGGUUGAUAGAGGCUGCCAAAAGAAAAGAAAUGCCUAACUCCCGCAGUUGUUCGUAAUAUAUGAAAUUUUAGAUUUACAGAAUUACUAGAAUGAGUGGAUGGAUUUGCUCUUCGAUAAGUGUAGUUAGGCAAGCUCAGAGAAUUAGGUAGCCUUCGUAGGUAAAUCAUACGAAGACAAAUAUGGCAUCCAAUGGAACUUGCAACUUGGAAAAGGCAACAGUCGAGGAAUUAAAACUGGAAAUUGAACGACUUAAUCGAGAAUUAGAUCAAGCUAGUAGUGAAAAGGUUCAGUCUGCUCAGUAUGGUUUGGUUUUACUGGAAGAGAAAGAAGCGUUGCAACUAAAAUGUGAAGACCUAGAAGCUUUGUAUGAGAACUCCAAGCAUGAUCUUGAAAUAACUCAGGAGGCUUUAGCAAAGUUCCAAACUAGUCAUAAAGUGACUACUAAAACAGGAAUUGAGCAAGAAGAAUCACUCUUGUCAGAGUCGGCUGCUCGUGAAACAUCUCUCAAUUCUCAGAUAUUGGAUUUAGAAAAUGAAACAAAACAGUUGCGGCAAGAACUGGAGCGUGUUAUUAAUGAGAGAGAUAGAGUGAUGCAAGAAAAUUAUGAUUUAGAUAAAUUUAAAGAAGAAGGAGAGUUGGAAAGAAAAAAAAUGCGUGGAGAAUUGAAAGAACUGAAAUUCCGUGAAACAAGACUCAUUACAGAUUAUUCAGAAUUAGAAGAAGAAAAUAUUAGCUUACAGAAGCAAGUUUCUGUCCUUCGAUCAUCACAAGUGGAAUUUGAAGGUGCCAAGCAUGAAAUAAGAAGGCUGCAGGAAGACUUGGAUCUACUCAAUCAGCAGGUUGAUGAGCUCACAAAAUUGAAGAAGAUUGCCGAAAAGCAAAUGGAAGAAGCUCUGGAGUCUUUGCAAGCUGAAAGAGAAGCUAAAUAUGCUUUGAAAAAGGAAUUGGACCAGAGAAUCAACAAUGAAUCAAUGUAUAAUCUUAGUAAUUUGGCAUUCAGCAUUAGAGGAAUAACGGAUGACCAGGGAGUAGGAAGUGACGGUGAGGAUGAUCUCCCGGUUCUGAAGAGAAUUGAAGCAGACUUAAAGAGUGGGUCCAGUGCAGAAAUCAGCUCUCCAGAUGGAAAACAAGUGGAUUUGUUCAGUGAAAUUCACCUCAAUGAAUUGAAGAAACUAGAGAAACAGUUGGAGCAGGCUGAAAAUGAGAAGCUGCUCCUGACACAAAAUCUCCGGGAAUCACAGGGUAGUGUGGAGCGUUCACAGGCAGAGCUACAGGUACUGAUGGCACGACUCCUGCAGUUGGCUGCUCAUGUUGACUCUUUGUAUCACCUGCGCCAGCAAGCUGACAAAGAAGUCCAGAAGGGGAAAGACUUAAAUGUGGUGCUGGAGAAAUUGAGCUUGGCUCUUUCUCAAUAUGAUAAAUGGUUUGCUCUGACAUCAAAGGAAAUUGAUCAGCUGCGGCAGGAUCUUCAGGAAAUGGAGAAAGGCCUUAGCUGCAGUGAUGCCACCCUUCAGUUACGUACUGAGGUGACCAAUCUAAAGAACAAGCUUCUGGAUGCAGAGCAGUGGUCCCAAGAACUGCAGACAGAUGUACGUUUAUUAGGAGAGCUUGCUGGUGAAGCAAGCAAUUCUCUGGAUACUGCGCAAAAUGAUCUGCAGACUAUUUCAGAUGAAUUAGCUCAGCUCUACCACCAUGUUUGUACUGUAAAUGGUGAAACUCCCAGUAGAGUGCUUUUGGAUCAUGAAAAACAUGGUGGUAUGACACCCAGUGGAGACAAAGAAAUUUGUCCAGAAAUUGGGAAAGAGGAAUUCACUCUUUCCAAAAUCGAGCUUUUGCGAAGCAGGUUGAAAACAGACAUUCCAUUGAAGGACUUGGAGUCAUUAAAUGAUGCAGCUGCAAUGGCAAAAACUGUGGAAACCAUAUUGGAUCAGAUCAAACACUUACGUGCUGCUGUUGAAAACACAAUUGAACUGUCAAAGAUUAAGAGAAACAAUUUGGCAGAUGUUUGUAGCAAUGACUCAAAGGAGGCAGAGCUUCAAGAACUUCAAGAGCAAGUAAUCAAAUUGAAAUCUUUGUUAUCAACAAAGAGAGAACAAAUUGCUACCCUUCGGACUGUUUUGAAGUCUAACAAGAAUACUGCAGAAGUAGCCCUUACAAAUCUCAAAUCCAAAUAUGAAAAUGAGAAAUCUAUUGUUAGUGAAACAAUGAUGAAACUGAGAAAUGAAUUAAGGCUUCUUAAAGAAGAUGCUGCAACAUUUUCAAGUUUACGUGCCAUGUUUGCUGCACGUUGUGAAGAAUAUGUAACCCAGGUAGAUGAACUGCAACGACAACUGGUCGCUGCUGAAGAUGAGAAAAAGACCUUGAAUCAACUGCUGCGACUGGCAGUGCAGCAGAAGUUGUCCUUGACUCAACGCCUUGAAGAGUUGGAAGUUGAUCGUGAAAUGCGCAAUGCACGAAGGCAUCCUGUUGGUGCUGGAGGCCGUGGUGGGAAGACUCGUUUCCCACAGCCUGGACGAUCACAUUCGGGCCGUGACUACUAGCCUCGUAGUCGGCGCUUCCUGGCCUGCGUUUUGGCCUUACUCCUGUGAGCGUGGUACUCCCACCUCUCACCAUCUGUGAAGCUCUCUUGGUUGGUUGGUUUCUUUCGUGAGUAAUGCAGAAUUGUCCAAAGCAAUAGUCUUUGUGUCAUUGCCUUGGUGCUCCAUGCUGAAAGAACCUGAAGAAUUGCUGUUGUUUAGCUACUUCAGUGGUAUGUGCAGGAUGCCUGAGUUAUAACUUCGCUGUGAUGCUGCACUGAGUAAGAACUGGAGUAAUCUGUUUUCUGAUUGGUUGCUCUAGUGGUCCACUUACAUGAACCUGUAGAGUAGAUGCAAGUCUGAUAAGGGUUUUGUUCUGUACUGGGGACAGUACAUUCAGAGUAACUCGCUCACUACUUGAAGCGCUCUGUUGCCUGUUAUUGGUGAUUAUCACCAAUUCUGUUUUAUAUGCUUGAGAGGACCAAAUCCUAAACACAAUCCUUGAAGAUGAAUCUCACAUAGAUAUUUGUCUUAACAUACUUUGUACAUUUUAUUGUCGUUCAGAAUCGUGCUUUGAAGAGGAGUAUGUGCAGAGUUCUGGUGCCUAACUGCGUGAGCCGUUAUGUAUGUACAUUCGAGUUAGUGUCAAGAUAGUCAUUUAAGAAGAAAGGAGAGUUUGUCUUGUUAUAGGAAACUAGAGUAAAAUUAAAGUAAACAUAACUUAUUGACUUAUUUUAAUUAGAUUUUAAUCAUGUUGUACACAUUCUUUUGUAAUAAUGCUGGAGGUGUGUUAAUUGACUCUGUACCAAGUGGUACAGUAUAAUUCUUUAUGCUUAGGCCAUGAUUCCAAGACUGACAUUGUAACAAGAUUAAUGCAGUUCUGUUUAAAGAACCCUCUGACUUUUCAUGCCAAGCACAGCAUUCAUAUUUGGUGAAAUGGUGUGGUUCUGAGCAGGAAUGCUUGUUAUUCCAUUUUGUUUCUUUCUGCAUAGAUUUUUCCAUAUUGAAAUCAACUUAAUAUACAUUUAUAUGGUUACUAUUCGUAGCUUGGGUUUUGACAAUUUGCUGUUGACUUUCUUAUUUAAAGAGUCUGUGAAAUAUGUAGACAGUAGCUGGCUGAUUGUCUAGCAGUUAGGUGGUGGCAUAUCUAACCAGCUGUAGAUAAAGAUUGUUUUGGACUCCAUAGCUUAUUGGAAUUGUCUCUAUUGCUGUUGCCAGUCGUAUCAAGAUUGUCAUUUACCUCUGUAGUGAUCUUAACAGUGCAGGAAAUAUAAGUACUAUAUACAAUUUGACUGUGCAAUAUAAUCCUUUGUUGCAACUGUAACUAAAAUUAUACAAAACCACUGCAAUGGCUUACUUCUAGUAUUGUAGUUUUUUUGAAUUUGCAAUUUAUUCUAAAGGCAGCUAUUUAAUGUACUCAGAGAAUAUCAUGAUAUUAAAACUAAUCAUUACUAGUAUUGUGGGGCUACUAUCUCUGUCGGGAAGGGUGCUUAUUUUAAGGGGAACUAAUGGUGGUAGGAGUCAUUUUUUAUUAUACCUUUGUAUUUUUGGACGCAAUUAAAUAAUUUGCUUGCAUGGGUACAAAGAAAUAGAUGCUUUUGUAGUAAACUUUGAGGCAUCUCUUAGUGAUCUCUUGUUAUUUUAAUGUGUUUGAGCCAUGUUUUAUGCUUGUUAUAUUUUAAACAGUUUAUGUUGGAAGGUUCAAGUGAAGUUCUUGUUUGUAAUAUAACCUAAAUGUCAGUCAUGCAGUGGUGUUACAGGCAGUUACCAACUUGAUUUGAAUUUAUCUUACAAGAGAAAUAGCUAAAGGAGGUGCUGUUGGCAAUAAAUGAUCAAUGGUAAAUGGUGAAAUUUUCCUUUUGUGAAUAGGUCCUUGAUGCCAAAUAGAAAGGUUGUGUGGUCAAUUGUGCCAGUUUCCUGUUUAAUUUUCAAGAUUUAUUGUUUCUGAAUGUCUUUCCUGGGUAUAUUAGAGAUGUCAAAUAAUUGAUAUAGGAAUUUUAUAAGAUUAAAAGGAUAAAUUGUUAUUAAUAUAUUAAAUCUAGAGACAGGGAAUGCAAAUGUGAAAAGACUAUUCAGAAACUCCUUGGUAUCAAAGACCUAAACUAUAUAUUAACUGACCAAGUACAUGUUAAACCAGUCACAAUGACUUUGCCAGAAUUGAGCAUGUAUAACUAAAGGAAGAUAAUAAUUUUGCCUUUUCUUUGAUAAUAAACUUUUGAAGUUCCAUCCUAUCAGAGCAAGAUUUCUUCUUCUGUGAACUUAUUAAAGAAUAUCUGUGGUUGUUUGGAGAAUUCCUAAUAUAAUGGGAUUUGUAAUAUAAAUACUAUAAAUAAAAUAUACAUUAUUUACAA